AUGCUACCCUACGCCGCUCGCUUCAAGCUGUUACUCACAAAACAGGUCCUCUCAGGCAAAGGAGGAGUAGGCAAAUCAUCAGUCACAACACAAUUAGCACUGUCGCUCGCUUCAGCCGGUCACUCUGUCGGCAUUCUCGACGUCGAUUUAACCGGCCCUUCAAUCCCCCGCAUGCUCUCAAUCGAAGAGUCAAAAGUCACACAAGUACCAGGAGGAUGGGCGCCAGUAUUAGUCCAUGAAGGAGACUCAUCCAAAGGCCUCGGGUCUCUACACGCGAUGAGUCUAGGCUUUCUCCUCCCGAAGCGAGGCGAUGCCGUUGUUUGGCGAGGACCAAAGAAAACAGCAAUGAUUCGGCAAUUCCUCAAAGACGUACUCUGGGACGAGACCGACUUUCUACUCAUCGACACACCACCCGGAACAAGCGACGAGCAUAUAUCCCUCGCGGAAACGCUGCAAAAAGACGCACAGCCGGGCCAGGUCGCGGGCGCAGUGGUGGUGACGACACCCCAAGCCGUAGCGACAGCGGAUGUACGAAAAGAGCUCAACUUCUGCACCAAGACCAACAUACGGGUAUUGGGAGUCGUGGAAAACAUGAGCGGCUACGUGUGUCCGCACUGCAGCGAGUGCACAGACAUAUUCGGAUCUGGGGGAGGGAAGAGCAUGGCGGAGGAAUUUGGGGUGCCGUUCCUGGGGAGUGUUCCUAUGGAUGCGCAGUUCAUUUCUCUGGUUGAGGAAGGUAGACGACCGACAUACCCGUCUGGUACGACGGUGAAUGGGAAGGAUAUUUCGGGGACAAACGGUGAGGGGGAGGGAGGGAGCUUGGUCGAUAAGUACCGGGAUUGUUCACUGUUUCAUGUAUUUGGAGAUAUCACAGAAAAGGUCAUGACAAACGUGGCUAAUUGA
Messenger RNA from Fusarium musae, 903 nucleotides. It is a transcript of the gene CFD1, whose product is annotated as cytosolic Fe-S cluster assembly factor cfd1. The coding region runs from base 1 to 903 and encodes 300 amino acids. The record is from RefSeq and is a predicted model, not a curated record. Gene Ontology annotation, cellular component: cytosol. The transcript has a single exon. Lineage: Eukaryota; Fungi; Ascomycota; Sordariomycetes; Hypocreales; Nectriaceae. Gene Ontology annotation, molecular function: ATP-dependent FeS chaperone activity; ATP binding; 4 iron, 4 sulfur cluster binding. Gene Ontology annotation, biological process: iron-sulfur cluster assembly.